AUGGCGACCGAAACCGCACCUGUUAACGGCUUGUACGGGGCAAACCAAUAUGGCCAGCCUGCUGAACUUGCCGCCUCCACUCCCUCUGCGCCAACUCACGCUCCCUCCGCGUCUCAAAGUACUACCACCUCCACCACCACUCAGCAGAAGGCAGACCCGCAAGAGAUUGGCUGGUACUUUGUGGAGCAAUAUUAUACAACUCUGUCCAAGAGCCCAGAAAAGAUCCACCUGUUCUACUCCAAGAAGUCACAGCUAGUCACGGGUGUCGAGGCUGAGAAAGUUGUUCCUGCUGUCGGGACAAAGGCAAUCAGCGAGAAGAUUAAAGCCCUUGAUCUCCAAGACUGCAAAGUGCGCGUCCUCAAUGUCGACUCUCAGGCCUCGUACAACAACAUUGUGGUCCAGGUCAUUGGCGAGAUGUCCAACAAAUCAGAGCCGCAUCACAAGUUUGUACAGACUUUCGUCCUCGCUGAACAACCCAACGGCUAUUUCGUCCUAAACGAUAUCUUCCGCUACCUCAGUGAUGAUGAGGAUGAGAUUGUUGAAGAUGAACAACCUCAGGCAGAAGUCCCUGCGGAAGAGCCACCCACCCCUGCCGGAGGUGUGACAGAUUCUCAGUCUCAUCAUGAGGACGUCGUUGCCACUGAGGACGCUGUUGAGAAGGUCGACGAGAAACUUGAGGAAGAAAAGGUGGAAGCAGCACAAGAAGAAGAACCAGCCGAGGUCAAUGGCGAUGUUGUUCCGGCUCCCGCUGAAGAAGCUGCCGAAGUUCCAGAGCUCUCAUCUGCGACAGAGGGCGCUGUCACCCAAGAAAUCACUGAACCUGUCGCAACCGAGCAGCCUUCUGAACCCGAAGCCGUUGCUGCUGCUGAACCCGUCCCCGAGGCUGCUGCACCCGCUCCAACUCCUGAAGCACCCCCUGCGAAGAAGACCUGGGCCAGCAUGUUGGGAGGUGGUGUGCAGAAGCCAGCUGUUCCCGCCCUGCCUUUGACUCCUCCGCCACAACCAAAAGCUCCCCGACCUUCACAACCUGCACAAGCUCCCAAGCCCCCGGCAGAACCUGUGCCAGGAACCGCGAACACCACUUCCAGCACCCCGACCUCACAGAGCAAUGGCUGGCAGACUGCAGAUCACAGCAAGAAGAGUAGUCGGCCACCGAACAGAGUUGUCUCGGAGGGGAUCACAAUGGCGUACAUUAAGAACGUGAACGACAAAGUUGAUGCUAGGAUCCUCAGAGACGUUCUCGAGAAGUAUGGCGAUCUCAAAUAUUUCGACGUGUCACGACCUAGGAACUGUGCCUUUGUCGAGUUUGCUGAUCCUGCCGGUUACGCUGCUGCCGUCGCUGCCAAUCCUCACACUAUCGGUACUGAACAGAUAUAUGUCGAAGAGCGUCGUCCCCGUCCCAAUGCAUAUGGCGGCAGCAAUGCCAACUUCAACCGCGGUGGAGGACCUCCCAACCGUGGCCGGGGUGGCAUGCAGGGCGGUCGAUCCGGAAGCCAGACCAACUUUCCCAAGGACGCCGGACGUGGUGGUGGAUUUCAACGAGGUGGAAAGCCUGGUACUGGCACUGUCACUCCCAAAGGACGUGGUCAAGGCCAGACUGCCUAA
This is a messenger RNA of Cladophialophora bantiana CBS 173.52, 1605 nucleotides long. RefSeq lists its product as uncharacterized. NCBI's taxonomy places the organism in Eukaryota, Fungi, Ascomycota, Eurotiomycetes, Chaetothyriales, Herpotrichiellaceae. The transcript is spliced from 3 exons. Gene Ontology annotation, cellular component: cytosol; ribonucleoprotein complex; Ubp3-Bre5 deubiquitination complex. The coding region runs from base 1 to 1605 and encodes 534 amino acids. Gene Ontology annotation, biological process: ribophagy; protein deubiquitination. Gene Ontology annotation, molecular function: mRNA binding. The record is from RefSeq and is a predicted model, not a curated record.